Messenger RNA from Anopheles arabiensis, 2692 nucleotides. RefSeq lists its product as uncharacterized. NCBI's taxonomy places the organism in Eukaryota, Metazoa, Arthropoda, Insecta, Diptera, Culicidae. Bases 665 to 2587 code for a protein of 640 amino acids. The transcript is spliced from 4 exons. The record is from RefSeq and is a predicted model, not a curated record.
CGUGGCGUUCGGACGCGCGGCUACCCGAGAUCGCAACAAACAAACAAAGGGAAGCACAAGAGAAAAAAACCAAAUCUUUAUACACACACGCACAGACCAUCUCAGCGGUCACAGCUAGGGAUCCCGGGACCGACGCUGGGUGUGCUUAUCAGCAGGCCCUUGCCCAACAACCAAACAGUACACCUGUGCCGCUCAACACGGACGGAUGCUGGGAGUGGUGCCGUAGCCCGGCUGGCGUGAAUUUUGCAGUUCAAAUUGACAGUUGGUGCCGUGCGCAAGGAACACAUUGCCGGACAGUGAGUGUGGUGUUGCCUUUCGUUCGUGUCGCGUAGAAACAGUGUUUGAUAUUCUUUACUGUACGUACAAGUGCUAGCUGCCAGCGAACCUAGUAUCCUUAGUAGCAGUGCAGUAUCUCUUUCUCUCGCUGUGGAAGUUGCGGUCCUUCGAACAGUAACAGCAGUGCGCAAGGUGUCCACUGUGCGCAAGUAUUGCUGCGACUGUGAACUAACUGGUGGUUUAAGAGUUUCGAAUAUCGAAAACAAAACAAGCAAGUGAUAGUGACACGUGCUAUCGUUACGCACGGUGACAGUUGUCUGGUGGUUUACAGCGGUACGCGCGCAACCAGUGAAAUAAUAACAAGCGGCACCACAGACAAAGAUUGAGCAUGCGGCUGACGAGAUUAUUUUACUCCACGUUACUGAUAGGAAUACUGCAGCUGACGGUGGCCGAGGAUCAGGUCGAGGUGGUGAAAUCGGUCAGCCCAGGCGAUGAGGCGGCAAAGCGCGACAACGAUUCGGACCAGGUGGCGCUCGAGUCGGUCGAUCAGGAUCUGCAGGGUUCUGCACCGGUCCAGUCCGCCUACCCGCAGCACUUGCCGGCGCCGCUGGGCCACGGACCGGGCGCUUUGGGAGGCCCAGGCUUGGCGAAGCAUGGCCCGGGGCCACAGCACGGCCCACUGCCCCAUCACGGACCGCCGAUACCGCACGGCCCCAGUCGAGGUAAGCGCCAUCUUCGCCCAUCGUCCAGCCCAGCCCGCGCUUUGGCGCCGCCCGGCGCAAUUGCGCCACCGCCGCCACCGCCGCCACCCGGCUUGCUCAAGGCGCAGGCGAGCGAGCUCAGCCCGGAGAAGCUGUACGGGCCGCCCCUCGCCGGCAACGAGCUGUGGUCGUCGCCGCUCCAGGACAUGCCCAAGAUCGUGUCGCUCGACGUGAAGUGCGAGAAGCAGGGCAUGAAGGUGUUCGUCCAGUUCGACAAACCGUUCUUCGGCAUCGUCUUCUCCAAGGGCCACUACAGCAACGUCAACUGUGUGCAUCUGCCGGCCGGGCUCGGCAAAACGUCCGCCUCGUUCGACAUCGGCAUCCACGAGUGUGGCACCGCCGGCAACACGGACAACGUGCUGUACAACGGCUACUCCGGCACGGACACGAACGCGGGCUCGUACUUCGAGAACAUCAUCGUGCUGCAGUACGACCCGCAGGUGCAGGAGGUGUGGGACCAGGCCCGGAAGCUGCGCUGCACCUGGCACGACCAGUACGAGAAGUCGGUAACGUUCCGGCCGUUCCCGGUCGACAUGCUCGACGUGAUACGGGCGGACUUUGCCGGCGACAACGUCGGCUGCUGGAUGCAGAUCCAGGUCGGCAAGGGCCCGUGGGCGUCCGAGGUGUCCGGGCUGGUCAAGAUCGGCCAGACGAUGACGAUGGUGCUGGCGAUCAAGGACGACGACAGCAAGUUCGACAUGCUGGUGCGCAACUGCAUGGCGCACGACGGCAAGCGGGCGCCGAUCCAGCUGGUGGACCAGCGCGGCUGCGUCACCCGCCCGAAGCUGAUGUCGCGCUUCACCAAGAUCAAGAACUUUGGCGCGAGCGCCUCGGUGCUGUCGUACGCCCACUUCCAGGCGUUCAAGUUCCCCGACUCGAUGGAGGUGCACUUCCAGUGCACGAUCCAGAUCUGCCGCUACCAGUGCCCGGACCAGUGCACCGAUCCGGGCGUGCUCGACGUGCACCACCUGUCCGGCGGCCCCGAACACCAGCAGUACGGACCGCCGCCGCCGCCACCCCCGCCGUCCCCGCCCCAGUCGCUCGAUGCGCACGUGUUCACCUCGAACCGGAAGCGGGACGACCGGCGGAUUCGGCGCACGCGCGCCACCGACCCGGAGCAGAAGGAGGACGUCGGGCUGAACCGCGUCAUCCGGGUGGUGUCGCCCGGCGACCUGACCUUCCCGAUCGGGCCGAGCUCGGCCAACGAGACGGAUGGUGGUGCCGCCGCCGCCGCCACGAUGGUGUUUUCGGCCCGCGAGGAGGGCCUGAUCUGCAUGACCACGCCCGGCUUCACCGUCACGAUCGUCGUGCUGCUGUCGAUACUGCUCGCGUCCUGCGUCACGUCCGCGUUCCUCUGCAUACGCCUCAAGCCGUUCUCGCUGUCGCGGGCCAAGGAGCGGUCGGUCGCGUUCACCAACCCGCACCUGACGCCGGCGGGCACCGUGCUGGCCAGCGGGGCCAGCUCGAUCGUCGGCACGCUCAAGUCGACCAAGUCGGGGGCGGCCGCCGCCACCGCCAGCAGCAACAAAGCGCGCAUGUUCUACACCUGAGCCCGGGCUGGGCGGUGCAGGUUCGAACCCUAACCUUUUCCCUGCAGCAACAGACACACGCACACACAGACACACACAAACACAUCAAUCUCUCCCCCUCUCCCC